UGAGGAAGGGAACAGUUACUGAAUUAAACCCCCCUUGCCCAACGAUGCAUCGGUACACGGACACCUUCCUCUUCCAGCGUUAUCACAUGCUAAAGGUCUGUACGGUCGGACUGAAGGCAUCCGUGCUGGAGAGGCUGUGAGAUGCUUUUGCCGGAUGAAGUGUGACGCACCAGUUGACGGAGCUGGCAGACAGCUGUGAAAGAUUGCGUCGGCAUUGCUUCAUCGAAGGACUUUAAAAUCCAGAUCACAAGACUUGGCGCCUCCGUAAAGUCCAGUACUAAUAGCGACCACUACCUGAAGAACCACAGUGGUGAUGGACAACGGAGGGUUUUGCGACGAUAAUUAUCAGAGUGGAAGCAGUGAUGAUGAGCUGGUGGACAUUUCAGAUGUUACAGUGGACUUCAGUGAGGAUGUCCCGCCUCUGGAUCGAGAUUACAGCGCGGGCCGCUGUAAAGCAGAAUGGAGGCCAAACAACAGUCCCAAGCUGAUGGAUCUACUGGAUGACACUGUUCCUGGCAUUGGCACCUACGAGGACUUCAACACCAUCGACUGGGUUAGGGAGAAGUCUAAAGACCGAGAUCGGCAUCGAGAGAUCACCAAUAAGAGUAAGCAGUCCACAGUAGCCUUGCUCUUCAGCAUCAGUGAUGCCUUUUCCGGCUGGCUUCUGAUGCUUUUCAUUGGACUCAUGUCAGGGGCCUUGGCCGGAGGUAUAGACAUUGCUGCCCAUUGGAUGACAGACCUUAAAGAGGGCGUGUGUCUGAACGGGUUCUGGUUUAAUCACGAACACUGCUGCUGGGCUUCCAAUGAGACCACUUUCCAGGAAAGAGACAAGUGUCCUCAGUGGAAAAGCUGGGCAGAACUCAUGGUUGGAGUCAGUGAGGGGCCUGGAUUGUAUGUGCUGAAUUAUUUCAUGUAUAUGUGCUGGGCUCUUCUCUUCGCCUUCCUCACAGUGAUUCUGGUGAGAGCCUUUGCCCCUUAUGCCUGCGGUUCAGGAAUACCAGAGAUUAAGACCAUCCUGAGUGGCUUUAUAAUUCGGGGUUACCUAGGGAAGUGGACUUUGAUCAUCAAGACCAUCACACUGGUGCUGGCCGUCUCGUCCGGCCUCAGUCUGGGGAAGGAGGGUCCGCUGGUUCACGUAGCCUGCUGCUGCGCAAACAUCCUAUGCCAUUUCUUCACCAAAUACCGUCGAAAUGAGGCCAAGAGACGAGAGGUGUUGUCUGCAGCAUCUGCAGUGGGAGUGUCUGUAGCGUUUGGUGCUCCUAUUGGAGGAGUGCUUUUCAGUCUGGAAGAGGUCAGCUACUACUUCCCUCUGAAAACUCUGUGGCGUUCGUUCUUCGCUGCUCUGGUCGCAGCAUUCACCCUUCGCUCCAUUAAUCCCUUCGGCAACAGCCGAUUGGUCCUUUUCUACGUGGAGUUCCACACUCCCUGGCAUCUUCUGGAACUCAUACCUUUUGUGCUUCUGGGCAUCUUCGGUGGCCUCUGGGGUGCUUUCUUUAUUCGUGCUAACAUUGCCUGGUGCCGGCUCCGAAAGAACACCUGCCUUGGGCACUACCCUGUCCUUGAGGUUGUGGUGGUCACCCUGUUAACAGCGUUUCUAGCGUUCCCAAUCGAGUACACCCGGAUGAGCAGCAGCGAACUGAUCUCAGAGCUGUUUAAUGACUGUGGUCUGCUGGACUCAUCGAAACUCUGCGGGUACACCAGCAACAGUGGAAGCGCAUCAGGAAGCGUUAAUGCCACUGCCGCUAAUGGCCUGGGGGCUCGGCUGGCAGGGCCAGAUCUCUAUACAGCUAUGUGGCAGCUAGCUCUUGCACUGCUCUUAAAGAUGAUCUUCACUGUGGUUACAUUUGGCAUGAAGGUGCCAUCUGGUUUAUUCAUACCUAGUAUGGCGGUGGGGGCCAUAGCAGGCCGACUUCUUGGUGUGUGCAUGGAGCAGCUGGCCAUACGCCACCACGAAGGGGACAUUUUCAGAGGCUGGUGCUCUCCAGGGGCAGACUGCAUCACGCCGGGCCUGUACGCCAUGGUGGGCGCAGCAGCCUGUCUGGGUGGUGUGACCCGUAUGACUGUCUCUCUGGUGGUCAUUAUGUUCGAGCUGACGGGAGGUUUAGAGUACAUCGUGCCCCUCAUGGCUGCCGCCAUGACCAGCAAAUGGGUCGCGGACGCUCUGGGUCGUGAGAGCAUCUACGAGGCCCACAUCCGCCUCAACGGUUACCCUUUCCUGGAGGCCAAAGAAGAAUUCCGUCACAAGACUCUUGCCACAGAUGUGAUGCGGCCACGGCGGGGCGACCCACUGCUGUCUGUGCUGACGGAGAGCGGAAUGACUGUAGAGGAGGUGGAGAGACUCAUCACAGACACCACCUACAGCGGCUUUCCUGUGGUGAUCUCACAGCAGUCUCCGAGAUUGGUGGGCUUUGUGUUGAGGAGGGAUCUGGUCAUAUCCUUAGAAAAUGCCCGGCGGAAUCAGGAGGGUGUGGUCAGCAUGUCUCCCAUCCUGUUCACUGAAUGUGAUCCACCCAUGUCACCCAGUGCACCUCCUGCAGUCAAACUGCACAGCAUCUUAGACCUCAGCCCCUUUACGGUCACUGUGCACACGCCCAUGGAAAUCGUAGUGGACAUCUUCCGCAAGCUCGGCCUGCGGCAGUGCCUCGUCAUUCAGAACGGGCGUUUGCUGGGAAUCAUCACUAAAAAGGACAUUCUUAAACACAUGGCGCAGAUGGCCAACAGAGACCCGGAUUCAAUCCUCUUCAACUGAAGACUCUCAAGACUGAAUGGACACUCCUGCACACACACACACACACACACACACACACAGA
This is a messenger RNA of Sinocyclocheilus anshuiensis, 2810 nucleotides long. Its product is annotated as H(+)/Cl(-) exchange transporter 5-like. The transcript has 14 exons. The record is from RefSeq and is a predicted model, not a curated record. The coding region runs from base 314 to 2749 and encodes 811 amino acids. Gene Ontology annotation, molecular function: voltage-gated chloride channel activity. Lineage: Eukaryota; Metazoa; Chordata; Actinopteri; Cypriniformes; Cyprinidae. Gene Ontology annotation, biological process: chloride transport; transmembrane transport. Gene Ontology annotation, cellular component: synaptic vesicle; early endosome; Golgi apparatus.